AUGAAUCACGUAGCGCUCUCAAGUGAUCAAGUAAAUUAUCUCAUUUAUCGUUAUCUAAAAGAAUCAAGUUUCGAACAUUCCGCAUGGGUUUUCAAUGAGGAGAGUAAAGCGAAUCAGCUGGGUUUCAAAGAAACCGACAUUAGAACUGGAGAACUGAUCAGGAUCAUUCAAGAAGGACUACAACUAAGAGAUUUGGCGAUACACGCGCGACCAGAAGGGCGAACUAUAGAUUGUCACGUCCCCGUGCAGUUGAUAGGUGUUCAUCAAUGUGAUGCACCGUCGACUCCUUCUCACUCAACGGAAGAAAAUAUGCUAAUCAACGACAACGAAAACGAAAGAAUCGAUCCUAGAAGUUCGCCCGAAGAAGAAUCCACCAAGGCUAAUGAUGUGGAGGCUAGGCUGGAGGUCAUGGAUCAGGAGGUAAACAUCAUAGAGAGGGAACGUAAAAGAGAUUCUCAAAACAUCGACGCACGUCAACGUGAUCAAAUUAACGAAUUAAAGAAUAAUCAGAAUGAUAAUAAUGACGAUAUGGAAAUAGAUAUUCCCACGAGUUCUCCUUCGCCUCUGUAUGGUCCACCGGCUGGCACGUUGGGUCCCACAAAAAAAUCUUCAAGUGAUCGAGCUUCGAUGGCAAAUCCUGUCGUUUACAAGUUAGAAUCCUCAAACCAUUUGUUGUUGAAAGUUCCCGGCGAAGAAUUGGUUUCAUUUUCGUGGAAACCAAAGGAAGAUGUGUUGGCGACUGGGGGGCAGGAUGGAAUCCUACGCAUAUGGAACAUACCCGAACCCAGUGAAAAACUCCAGGAACCGAAGAAAAUUGAAUAUCCACCUUGGCUAAAUACACAGACCGCGUUCAUAACUUGGUUAGACUGGCAUCCUAUCCAAGAUGAUCUAAUUGCUUGCUCAUAUUUCAAUGGACUUUCGACCGUCUACAAGAUAAACAGCGGUCUCUUGCACCGAAAACUUGAGGAGCACAGGGAAAGCACCUUAAAAAUAAAAUGGAGCCCCAAAGGAUUAAGAGCUUUGACCGCUAGUUGUGACAAGAACGUAAUCUGCUGGAACAGAGAUGGUCAUGCCAUGCGUUUCGCCGAAAUGCACAAAGACACAGUGACCGACGUUGCUUGGAAGGAUGACAAGAUUUUUGCAUCUUGUUCCAACGAUAAGAAAAUAUUCCUAUGGGAUUAUAAGAUGAGGGAUAAACCAAUCAUGGAAUUUGCUGGUCAUGAUGAUGAGGUCUUUUCCAUCAAAUGGGAUCCCACGAAAAACUAUUUGGCCUCUUGUUCGAAGGAUGGAAAGUGUAAAAUCUGGUCCGAAGGUCACCAAAAUCCCUUGCAAACUCUUCAGGCAAAGGAUGGCCCUAUCACAUGCGCAGAGUGGCAUCCGAAAUCGAAUGAUAGCGAGACCUUACUGCUAACCACUUCACAGAAUAGUGGUGUGGUAAGAAUCUGGAGUGCACUGGAAGGAAUCUGCUUGCAUGACUUUUCUCCGAGCAAGUCACACAUCAACGCAAUCGAAUUCUGUUCAAACGGCUUAUACUUUGCGACCGGAUCUGCGGACAACCUCUUGCACAUAAUUGACGCCAAAUCAUAUAAAAUACGUGAGAGUCAUAUUUUAGGGAACGACAUUAUGAGUAUCAAAUGGAAUUACAAUUGCACCAAGAUCGCAGCGACGCUGCACAACGGAACCAUCUACAUUAUCAAAGCAUUUUUAACCGAUUAA
Acaulospora colombiana is the source of this 1716-nucleotide messenger RNA. Lineage: Eukaryota; Fungi; Glomeromycota; Glomeromycetes; Diversisporales; Acaulosporaceae. The record is from the annotation of a GenBank genome assembly.